This is a messenger RNA of Eucalyptus grandis, 1727 nucleotides long. RefSeq lists its product as uncharacterized. The record is from RefSeq and is a predicted model, not a curated record. NCBI's taxonomy places the organism in Eukaryota, Viridiplantae, Streptophyta, Magnoliopsida, Myrtales, Myrtaceae.
UUCGGGGCUUUCCCCCACGCAAACGCCCUCCUGCAACCAUUUUCAGAAACUCUCUCCCCCCAUCGUCACCGCCAUCAACCAUCCCUUGAGAGAGAGAGAGAGAGAGAGAGAGAGAGUGUUUUAGAGAGAGAAUGAAUCCGGAAGCCGAAGCCCACGAGGACCCGAGCCGCGACCCGGAUCCGAACCCCGCGCCGGAGCCCGACAAUGUCGGCGACGGCGGCGGCGGAGGGGGAGGGGGAGGGGACGACGCCCGGGAGCUCCUCUUCUUCGACGACGGCGACGACAGCAACUGCUACCCUUACGUCAGCGCGCCGUCGAGCCCCGGCCGGGGCUCCGGGCACGUCGGCGGCUACUUCUACAGCGCGCCCACGAGCCCCAUGCACUACAUGCUGUCGUCCUCGCCGUCGUCGUCGUCGGCGGCGGCGAUGAUGCGCGCGCAGCCCCGGGCCUCUGAGAGUUCCGUGUCGUUCGAGUUCGAGUUCUCGUCCCGAUUCGGGUCGCCCGGGUCGGGCCAUCCCGGGCCGAUGAGCUCGGCGGACGAGCUGUUCCUGAACGGCCAGAUCCGGCCCAUGAAGCUCUCGACCCACCUGGAGCGGCCCCAGGUGCUGGCCCCUCUGCUGGAUCUGGACGAGGAGGAGGGCGGGAAUGGCGGGGACUUCCGGGGCAGGGAUCUGAGGCUGAGGAGCAAGUCGGUCCGCCGGAGGACCAGGUCCAUGUCGCCUCUCAGGAACAUGCCGUUCGACUGGAACGACGAAGAAGAAGAGGAGGAAGAAGACGCGGAGAAUCUCGACGAAGAGCGAGGCGACACUUCGAAGGUGGAGUCCCUGUCCUCUGAAACGACGCCGUCGGUCUCGGCCUCGUCCUCGAGGUCGUCGUCGGCGGGUCGGAGCUCGAAGAGGUGGGUGUUCCUGAAAGAUUUCCUGAGGAGCAAGAGCGAAGGGAGGAGCAACAACAAGUUCUGGAACACGCUCUCGUUCUCGCCGGUCAAAGAGAAGAGAGACAAAGAGAGACCCGCUGGCUCCGCCUCGUCUUCGACCUCGAAGGAGGGUAAAGUCCCGAGCUUGUCUUCGGCAUUCAGGGUUGCCGGAAGUUUUCUCGACGCCGAGAAAAUCAGGAAAGGUGGUGGUAGCGGCGGCGGUUCCGGGAAGAAGUCAGGUGGGAAGAGGCCGGUGAACGGGUCGUCGGCUGGGAAGAGGAGGGUCCCGCCGUCGCCGCACGAGCUGCAUUACACAGCGAACAGGGCCCAGAGCGAAGAGAUGAGGAAGAAGACGUUCCUGCCUUACAGGCAAGGCCUGCUCGGCUGCCUGGGGUUUAGCUCAAAGGGCUACGGUGCCAUGAAUGGAUUUGCUAGAGCUCUGAACCCUGUAUCUUCCAGGUAAAAAAAAAAAAAAAAAAAAAAAGAAGGAAAAACAAAAAGAGAUUGUGCUCUUAGGGUUUCUUCAUAAUAAACUGUAUAGAUCUGGGCUUUUUUCUUCCUUAUCUUUUUUUUUUUUUUUUACUUUGGCUCUUUUUUGUUUAGUUUUUUGGAUCAAGAUUUGAUGGGUCAUUAGUGUACACUUAUGGUGACCCUCUCUGUUGACGAUGAGCCUUCUCUUCCUGUUUACUAGAGAAGAAGAUAUGCCCUCAGAUUAUUAUUUGGGGUUUAUAUUCUAUUAAUAUGAUGAUUUGUGUCCCCCCCAGUUACCUUGCAUCGGCUGGUGAAUCAGGGGUAGGUUGCCACACUUUUA